AUGACUGAACUCAACUCAAGCUUGUGUCAAUUAAACUGGCUGAUUGCCAAAGGCGGUCCGCCGGCUGCAGAGGUAAAAAUCUCAGAAUGAUUGGAUGAAAUAGUCAUAUUCACAAUAGGAUUUGAACUUAAGGAAAACACGGCGACGACGUCGAGGAAGAGUUCGAAAACGGUGUCGCCCAAGGUCUUGACCGACAAACCGCCAUUCUCUUACACCCAACUCAUACGAAUGGCCAUUCAGAGCUCUCCUAACCAACAGUUUUCUCAAAAACUUGAUUGUGUACUAUACAUAUGGUUUAGAUGCACCCUCAACGGCAUCUACAGGUAUAUAUCUGACAGUUACGCCUACUACAGAGAAAAUAGAAACGCCAGUUGGAGAGUGAGUCUAAAGUUAUCGAAAUGAAAACAACUAAAAUGAUGAAAAUUAAAGAACUCCAUCCGCCACAAUCUGUCCUUAAACAGACAGUUCAAGAGGUUGGAUAAAAGAGAAGGCGAAAAAGGUUUUCAUAGACGAAUGGUUUACUGUUGACACUUUAUUUUGGUUAGGAUGUUUCUGGAUUUGUGUCGAGCCGCCAGAAAAAAAGACUCAAGUGAUGGCUGGCUCCCCGCCAAGAAUCAACCCAGCGGUACGGAGGUUCUUCGAAAAAGGUGAUUCUCCCAUCUUUCAAGCAAAAAAAGUCUUCAGGACGACAGCAGAGCAGCGAGUCAGAAGCGGGUCCACCGUCGAGAGAAGAAUCUCUAAUCGUCGCUCCGCAGUCCUACCAGCAUACUUAUUUCAGCUGUUUAUCUGAAGGAGAGACUCUCUCUUCAAACUACGUUCAUCGGCACGACUUCCAAGAACAGCCAAACAACGUGACCGACUAUCAGGUCCGUAAAUGAUGCACUGAUAUCAGCUAGUUCUUCUUUUUUUUUUCAUAGGCGGAAGACGACGAUAUGACGGAUCUCAACUUGUUUGCGUCUCACGACUUGUCCUCUUCUUUCCGAGACGUCUACAACCAGAUUUUCCAAACCUCGAAACAAAAAGACCUGCAUGAAAAGGCUCUUAUCAAUACUGUUUCAUAAUAUUCUAACUGUCCAAACCUUCGAAACUGCACAUUUUUUUGUGAGGUUUUGAACACAGUUGGGAUAGAGCUCCUUUUUUUUAAAAAAAGCUCCUGAAGCUAAUCCAAAAAUGAAGUUAUAGGAAGCGCAAAUAGACUGGCUGAAGAUCAGCCUCGAGACGGCCGGAGUUGACUACAGGGAUGAAGAAGAGCUAAGUAGUGUGGACACCGAACGUUUCCAAGGUUCGAACCAAAAGUAUCACAAAGUACAAUUAUCACAGAAUAUAUCGAGCACGGCUUUCCCGACUUUCAAUCGGAGGCAUCCACGCCCAGGACCUUUAACACUCACGAACGUUGAAAUUGGAAGUAAUUAGAGUUGAUAUAUUCAUAUUUUAAGGCCCACCAGAUGGGACUUACUACGAAGAGCACAAUGGUAAAGCAGCGCAACCGUUUGAAGACGAUGUCUUCCGGUGUCAGGUGAUCCGGAAAAAGAAUUACCAAUAA
Molecule: messenger RNA, 1543 nt
Organism: Caenorhabditis auriculariae
Lineage: Eukaryota; Metazoa; Nematoda; Chromadorea; Rhabditida; Rhabditidae
Source: the annotation of a GenBank genome assembly